Molecule: messenger RNA, 615 nt
Organism: Aplysia californica (California sea hare)
Lineage: Eukaryota; Metazoa; Mollusca; Gastropoda; Aplysiida; Aplysiidae
Exons: 1
Coding region: 1-615 (204 amino acids)
Source: RefSeq, a predicted model, not a curated record
AUGGCUCGACUGCAUAGUCCCAACUGGAUGGAACAACUACCAUGGGUCAUGCUGGGCCUAAAAACUGUUCCUAAGGAGGACAUAGGAACUUCAGUGGCUGAGUUAGUUUACGGAGAACCUCUCACAAUUCCAGGAGAACUGAUUGCUGCCACCGCCACCCCUUUCUGUGCCACUGAACAGCUGAAUGAUUUUCGUGGCCAGGCCCAAUCAUUCCUACCCACUCCAACUUCACGACACUGCCAGCCUCCAAACAAGGUGCCAAGCACUUUGACAAUAGCAAAGUAUGUCUUUGUCAGAUGCGACGCCUCUCAACGUCCCUUACAACGUCCAUACACUGGACCAUACGUCGUAGCCGCUCGGAACAGCAAGACUUUCGACAUACUCAUGGGAAAUAGGACAGAAACGAUUUCGAUUGAUCGCCUGAAACCGGCCCACGUAGAAACGUCGCAACCAGUCCUUAUUGCUCACCCACCGAAACGUGGACGGCCCAGAAUUAUCACAACAAACAAUCCUGCUCCUCCACCUCCACCUUCUUCAUCUCAGCAGCCUCAUCUUACGGCUUCCAAGAGCUCCAGGUCCGGACGUCAACUUCGUCCACCUAGGAGAUUUAUGUGA